CUCAGCCAGCGUGAGGUGGACUUUGUUCUCCUUCAGCUUUGUGAAUGAUUUCUCUCUCCCAUUCCCCAGGGGAACCGGUGAAGACAUCCAUUCAGGAAUCGGGAGCUUUUUUGCCUCAGCGCAUACCUGAAGAGAGAUACAGGAUGCAGAGCAAGCCCCUAGGAGUCUGCCUGAUAAUCGAUUGCAUUGGCAAUGAUGCAGAGAUUCUUCGAGACACCUUCACUUCCUUGGGCUACGAAGUCCAGCAUUUCUUGUAUCUCAGUGUGGGUGAUAUAGUCCAGAUUCUUCACCAGGUUGCCUGUAUGCCCCAACACCGAGACUACGACAGCUUUGUGUGUGUCCUUGUGAGCCGAGGAAGCUCCCAGACUGUGUUCGGUGUGGAUCAGACGCACUCAGGGUUCCCCUUGCAUCAUAUCAGGAGGAUGUUCAUGGGAGAUUUAUGCCCUUUUCUAGUAGGGAAGCCAAAGCUCUUUUUCAUUCAGAACUACGUGGUGUCAGAGCGCCAGUCGGAGGACAGCAGCCUACUGGAGGUGGAUGGACCAGCAGCAAGCAAUGUGGAAACUGCGGCACAGAAGCCUGGGCCCAGCAUGGUUCACCCUGAAGCUGACUUCUUCUGGAGCCUGUGUACAGCGGACGUGUCCCUGCUGGAGCGAUCCUCCAACUCCCCAUCCAUGUACCUGCAGUGCCUCUCCCAGAAACUGAGGCAAGAAAGAAAACGCCCACUCCUGGAUCUCCACAUUGAACUCAAUGACAAUGUGUAUGAUUGGAAUAGCAGAGUUUCUGCUAAGGAGAAGUACUAUGUCUGGCUGCAACACACACUGAGAAAGAAGCUCAUCUUCUCUUACAAAUGAAAAAUCAAAAGUCUUUCUCAGUCUUGCAAUCUUGGGGUUGGGGGGAGAGAGGAGAGAGAGAGAGACAGAGAGAGAGAGAGAGGA
Messenger RNA from Propithecus coquereli (Coquerel's sifaka), 935 nucleotides. It is a transcript of the gene CFLAR, whose product is annotated as CASP8 and FADD-like apoptosis regulator. NCBI's taxonomy places the organism in Eukaryota, Metazoa, Chordata, Mammalia, Primates, Indriidae. Gene Ontology annotation, molecular function: cysteine-type endopeptidase activity. The transcript has 4 exons. The coding region runs from base 45 to 851 and encodes 268 amino acids. The record is from RefSeq and is a predicted model, not a curated record. Gene Ontology annotation, biological process: negative regulation of extrinsic apoptotic signaling pathway via death domain receptors; proteolysis.